This is a messenger RNA of Fundulus heteroclitus (mummichog), 11611 nucleotides long. RefSeq names its product cadherin-related 23 (gene cdh23). Gene Ontology annotation, biological process: homophilic cell-cell adhesion. The record is from RefSeq and is a predicted model, not a curated record. The coding region runs from base 381 to 10499 and encodes 3372 amino acids. Gene Ontology annotation, cellular component: cell-cell junction; plasma membrane. Gene Ontology annotation, molecular function: calcium ion binding. NCBI's taxonomy places the organism in Eukaryota, Metazoa, Chordata, Actinopteri, Cyprinodontiformes, Fundulidae. The transcript is spliced from 70 exons.
GAGAGGAGAGGACAGGACCAGAUCCUGGUUUUACAGAGAAACCAUGCUGGAAGCUCCAGGGAGACGCGGCUUUAGGGGCCUGGACGGCUUUGCGCUGCGGUGAAACUCUCUGACGCUGGAGUGAACAGUUUCUGUCACCAGGGCGGUGGUGGCGACAGCAGAGGGAGAGAGGCGGAGAGGGAGAGGAGCGCAGAGAGUCGGAGCGCAGCGCAGCGCAGCGCAGCAGGACAGACAGUCUGAAGGCGCGCAGCCGGCGACGGACGCGGAGCAGGAAGGAUCACUUUUAAUUGAAGAGGACAACCGAGUGGAAAGGUCAAGAGUGAGGGAAGCAGCAACUUCAGCAGAAGAGAUUUAAAUGUUUCACAGAGAGGGAAGCAGAAAUGAAUGAGGAGGUGAUGUCGUGGGUUUCGUGUGUGGGUUCAGGGCGCAGGAUGACGGCCGCCAAGCUCCUCCUUCCUUUCCUUCUUCUUCACUCAUUCUGCGAAGGCUCCAAUCAGCCUCCGCGCUUCACCAAUUUCUUUUUCUCAACAUAUCUCCUCAUCUAUGAAGACAUGCCUAUUGGUUCUUCAGUGGCCCAGCUCAGAGCGACGGACCCUGAGGGCGAGCCCCUCAUAUACGGGGUCUCCGGAGAAGAAGCCAUGAAGUAUUUUUCUGUGAACAAGGAGACCGGCGUGGUUUGGCUUCGACAGCAGCUAGACCGCGAGACCAAGUCAGAGAUGCAGGUCGAGUUCUACGUGAGUGACAUCCAAGAGGUGGUCAAAGAUACAGUAAACAUCCAGAUUGGAGACGUGAAUGAUAACGCACCCUACUUCCUGGGGCAGCCGUACACCGUUCAGAUCCCUGAGAACACGGCGGUGGGCCGAUCCAUAUUCAUGGUGAACGCCACAGAUCCAGACCAAGGCACCGGGGGCAGCGUCCUCUUCUCCUUUCAGCCCACUUCUCCCUUCUUUGCCAUAGACGGAGCCCGAGGCACCGUCACCGUCACCAGAGCUCUGGACUACGAGACCACCUCCGCCUACCAGCUCACCGUCAACGCCACGGAUCAAGACAAGUUGAAACCUAUGUCCCGGCUUGCUAACCUGGCUAUCACCAUCACUGACAUCCAAGACAUGGACCCCAUCUUCACCAACCUGCCCUACAGUACCAACAUAGAAGAGGGCGUUCCCCUGGGCUACGUGGUGAGGAAGCUCACAGCCAUUGACCAGGAUCUUGGCAAACCCAGAGGAAUUGGCUACACCAUCGUCUCAGGAAACACCAACAGUGUCUUCGCCCUGGACUACAUCAGUGGCUCGCUGACGGUGAACGGCCAGCUGGACAGAGAAAACCCACUGUACUCCGCAGGAUUCACUCUCACGGUCAAGGCCACGGAGUUGAUGGACGACCGCAGCCCGUCGGACGCCACGGUGAUGACCACCUUCACCAUCCUGUUAAUCGACAAGAACGACAACGCCCCCAAGUUCAACAGCUCCGAGUAUCGGGUUCGCAUCACUGAGCUGGCCCAGGUGGGCUUUGCCCUGCCUCUCUUCAUCCAGGCAGAAGACAAAGAUGAGGGGGUGAACAGUAUGUUCCAGGUGUUUCUGACCGGAAACAAUUCGGAGUACUUCACCAUCUCCCCCACGGCGGUGCAAGGGCGUGCCGACAUCCGUGUGAGGGUCGCCAUCCCUCUAGACUAUGAGCGCAUCCAGAGCUUCAGCUUUUCACUCUACGCCAACGAGUCCAUGUCGGACCACGUGGGCUUCGCCCGAGUCUUCAUAGAGCUGAUCAACGAGAACGACAACCGGCCCGUCUUCAGCAGAGCCCUGUACAACAUCAGCCUGCCUGAGAACACGGCGCCCGGCACGCCGCUGCUGCGCGUCCAGGCCACAGAUGGAGAUGCAGGCUCUUUUGGGAUCGUCCGUUACUACUUCAGCGACGAGCCAGACCAGUUCUCCCUGGACGAUGAGACCGGCUGGGUGAUCCUGCAGGCCGGCCUGGACUACGAGCUGAUGCGGCGCUUCACCCUGACCGUGCUGGCGAGGGACGGCGGCGGCGAGGAGACGACCGGACGCAUCCGGAUCAACGUGCUGGACGUCAACGACAACGUGCCGCUCUUCCAGAAGGAGGCGUACGUGGGCUCGCUGCGGGAGAACGAGCAGGCCGUGCAGUCGGUGGCGCGGAUCAGGGCUACUGAUGAGGAUUCUCCUCCCAACAACGUCCUGACGUACACCAUCACUUCAGCUUCAGUCUUCCGAGAAUACUUCAGCAUCAUCGUGGUGGAAGGCUAUGCAGUUAUCACCGUAAACCAGCCUCUGGACUACGAGAAGGUCCCCAAAGGGAUGAUCUAUCUGACAGUGAUGGCCAAAGACGGGGGAAACCCUCCGCUCAACAGCAGUGUCCCGGUCACCGUGGAGGUGAUAGAUGAAAAUGACAAUCCACCUGAGUUCAGCAAAUCAUCGUACAUCGUGAAAAUCCCUGAGAAUCUUAAUGCAGGGGCGACCGUGCUGGUUGUAAACGCGACGGAUGUUGACGCCUCGAGGGAGUUUGGCCAGGCCUCGCUCAUCUACUCCCUGGAAGGCUCCUCUCAGUUUCGUCUCAACUCGCGCUCAGGAGAGCUCACAACCACGGCCCUGCUGGACCGAGAGCAGAAGUCGGAGUACAUCCUGAUAGUGAGAGCGGUGGACGGAGGAGUUGGCCCUCAGCAGAAGACUGGCAUUGCCACAGUGAACAUCACCAUCCUUGACAUCAAUGACAACGCUCCAGUGUGGCGAGACGAGCCUUAUGAAGCCAACGUCGUGGAAAUGAGUCCAAUCAACACCGAUGUUAUCUCUGUGCUGGCGGUGGAUCCGGAUAACGGGGAAAACGGGACGGUCGUGUACAGCAUCAGCCCCGCAAACCCCUUCUACACCAUCGACGGCAGAACGGGGAAGAUCCGCACCAGCGGGGUGACGCUGGACCGGGAGAGCUCCAGCUCCAGAGACGCCGUCCUCAUGAGGACCAUCAUAGUGUCGGCGGUCGACCGUGGCACGCCUCCACUGCGCGCAUCAGCCAGCACCACAGUCUCCGUCAACCUGCUGGACCUUAAUGACAACGACCCAAACUUCCUCAACCUGCCGUUCGUGGCAGAAGUACCAGAGGGGCUGCCCGUCGGAAGCUCGUUCUUCAGGGUCCAGGUAGUGGACCCAGAUAAGGAUGAGAAUGGACGCAUUACCAUGGCGCUGCAGAUGGGCAUGCCUCGCCUGGACUUCUACCUCAACACCUCCACCGGCGUGCUCACCUCCACGGCGGUGCUGGACCGGGAACGCAUCGCCGAGUACCAUCUGAGGAUCAUUGCGUACGACGCCGGGGAGUUUCCUCGGACCUCCACCUCAACGCUCACCGUCUCAGUUCUGGAUGUAAAUGAUGAGACGCCCACCUUCAACCCCAGAGUGUACAAUGUUUCCCUGAUGGAGAGUGUCCCCAGAGACCACAUUGUUGCGCGACUCGUCUGCUUUGACAACGAUGCUGGUCUCAACGCAGAGCUUAGCUACUUCAUCACAGGUGGCAAUCAAGAUGGCAAAUUCAGCGUUGGCUUUCGGGACGGCGUGGUUAGAACUGUGGUGGGCUUGGACAGAGAGACGCAGGCGGCGUACACGCUGGUCAUAGAGGCAAUAGACAACGGCCCAGCGGGCAGCAGAAGGACCGGCACGGCUACUGUAUUUGUGGAGGUGCAGGACGUCAAUGACAACAGGCCCAUCUUCCUGCAGAACAGCUACGAGACCAGCGUCCUGGAAAGUGUGCCCAGAGGGACGAGCAUCCUUCAGGUUCAAGCCACAGAUGCCGACCAGGGAGAAAAUGGAAGAGUCCUGUACAGGAUCCUGACGGGGAACAACAACAACCUGUUCGCCAUAGACAGACAGACGGGUCUGGUGACACGAGGCGUCCGGGCGUUGGACCGGGAGACCAGCAGCUCCCACGUGUUGGAGGUGGAGGCCUACAACAGCGACGAAGGCAGCAUGCGGAGCUCUGUGCGGGUGAUCGUCUAUGUUGAAGAUGCCAACGAUGAGGUGCCGGUUUUCACCCAGCAGCAGUACAACCGGCUGGGCCUGAGGGAGACGGCGGGGAUCGGCACCUCUGUGAUCGUGGUGCGGGCCACGGACCCCGACACCGGUGACGGUGGCGCCGUCGCCUACUCCAUCGUGUCCGGUGCCGACCGCAAGUUCGAGGUGGACGUGAGCACGGGUCUGAUCACCACCGUGGACCACCUGGACUACGAGACCAAGACCUCGUACCUGAUGAACGUGUCGGCCACCGACCAGGCGCCGCCCUUCCACCGGGGCUUCUGCACCGUCUACGUCACCCUGCUGAACGAGCUGGACGAGGCCGUGGCCUUCUUCUCCGCCGGCUACGAGGCCUCCCUCCGGGAGAACAUCGCCACGGGGACGGAGGUGGUGCAGGUCCGGGCGCAGUCGGCCGACAACCUGAACCAGCUGACCUACCGCUUUGACCCCGACACGUCGCCGGCGGCUUUGGCCCUCUUCAAGAUCGACAGCGUGACGGGUCGGAUCACGGUCACAGGGCUGCUGGACAGAGAAAAGGGAGAUAUGUACUCUCUGACGGUUGUAGCUGACGACGGAGGACCCAAGAAGGACUCCACCGUGAAGGUUUCCAUCACCAUUCUGGAUGAGAACGACAACAGCCCGGUGUUUGACAUGACAUCUGACACGUCUGUGAGCAUCCCAGAAAACACGGCCAUGGGGAGGAAGGUGGCAGUGGUGCUGGCCAGGGACCAGGACGCUGGAAUGAAUGGACUGGUUAAUUUCACGCUGGUUGCCGGCAACAUGGAGGACGUGUUCAUGAUCAAGACGGUGAACCACAGCUACGGAGAGGUUUACGUCAACGCGCCUUUGGACAGGGAGUCGGUGGACCGCUACCUGCUGAAGGUGCGGGCCACCGACAACGGCACGCCGACCCGAUACUCAGACCUCUCACUGACCGUCAGCAUCCUGGAUGUCAACGAUAACGCCCCCGUCAUUGAGAGCCAGAGAGGAUACAACGUCAGCGUGAACGAGAACGUCGGAGGAGGUACCUCGGUCCUUCGAGUGGUCGCUACCGACCGGGACAUCGGCCCCAACGCCAUGCUGUUUUACUACAUCACUGCUGGGAACCAGGACCUGACCUUCCGCAUGGACCGCAUGACUGGAGAGAUGGUGACCCGGCCAGCGCCUCCUGACCGCGAGCGCCAGCAGGAGUACCGCCUCAACGUCACCGUGGAGGACGACGGCACGCCCCCUCUGUCGACCUCCACCACCGUCUUCGUUCGAAUCGUGGACGAGAACGACAACGCCCCGGAGUUCCCCGAGGAGGAGUACGUGACGGUGCUGAGCGAGGGGCCAGACACUGUGGGGGCCACCAUCGCCACCGUGACGGCCGUCGACCCAGACGAAGGUCUGAACGGCACCUUGCGCUACGCAAUCUCCCAGGGCAACCUGGUCCAGACGUUCAACAUCAACAGCGUGACGGGGAGAAUCACCGCUGUGAAGGAGCUGGACUACGAGAUCAGCAACGGGCAUUAUGCGUUGGUCGUCACCGCUACGGACCAGUGUCCAAAACCGGCUCUGCGCCUCACAUCCAGCACGACGGUGUCGGUAAACGUCCUGGACGUGAACGACGUGACGCCGACUUUCCCCAGACGUUACGAGGGUCCCUUUGAGGUGACGGAGGGCCAGCCGGGCCCGCGCGUCUGGACCCUCAGAGCCAGCGACGAAGACUCCGGUCUCAACGGCAAAGUGGAGUACAGCAUCACCGGUGGAGACAACCAGAACGAGUUCAUGAUCUCUCCUGUGGAGGGGGAGCUGCGGGUGAGGAAGGACGUAGAGUUGGACAGAGAGACCACAGCUUUCUACAACAUCACCGUCACCGCCAGAGACCUGGGAACACCGUCUCGCAACAGCUCGGUGGUGGUGGGCGUCCUCGUUCUGGACAUCAACGACAACGACCCGGUCAUCCUCAACCUGCCCUACAACACCAGCGUGAGCGAAGGGGCGGCGGUGUACACCUCGGUGGCCAGAGUGCAGGCUCGGGACGCAGAUAGCGGACGCAACGCGCUGCUCACUUACAACAUCACCGCUGGAAACCUGGGCGGGGCCUUCUACGUCAACGACACGACAGGUGUGGUGCAGGUGAACAGACCGCUGGACAGAGAGCGAGUGGCGGAGUACAUCCUGACCAUCACCGUGAAGGACAACCCGGAGAACCCCCGCAUCGCUCGCAGGGACUCUGACUUCUUGGUCGUCACCAUCCUGGAUGAGAACGACAACAGGCCCGAGUUCAGCAGGACCAGCUACAGGGCUGAGAUCAGCGAGAACUCUGCAGCAGGCAGCACCGUUACUGUUUUAAACGGGCCGGUUCUGGCCGAGGACAAAGACAUCGGGCCUAACGCUGUGGUGAAAUACCGACUGCUGGGGCCGCGGGUUGACCUCUUCACCGUUGACUCUGGCACCGGGGUCCUGCUUGUGCGUCCGGGGGCAAAGUUGGACCGCGAAGCCUUUCAGGACCCUCGAGUGGAGCUGUUCCUGGUGGCGGAGGACGUGGGCGGCUUGAACAGCAGUGUACCUCUCAGCGUAACAAUCCUGGACCAGAACGACAACCCUCCGGUCUUCAGCCCGUCCAGCUUCAGCGUCCGGCUGCCUGAGAACAGCCCCACUGGCGUCGUGGUGACUCAGCUCUCCGCCACCGACGCGGACUCCGGCUCCAACGGUUGGCUGAUGUACCGCUUGGAGAGCGGCGCUCAGGACCGCUUCGUGGUGGACUCGCUCUCCGGUGCCGUCCUGGUGGGCAACACCACUCUCGACAGAGAGGAGCGCGGGUCCUACCGCCUCGUCGUGAUGGCGACCGAUCGCGGGACGCCGCCUCUGACCGGCACGGCCACCCUGACGAUCAUCCUGGACGACGUCAAUGACUCCAGGCCGUAUUUUAUAGAACCUGUGACCAUGAUAAACGUCAACGAGUCGACCCCGCCCGGCGUGGUGGUAGCUACCCUCACUGCUGAAGACCCCGAUCUCCAUCCGAGGCUGGAGUACUACAUCAUCUCAGUGGAGGCGAAGGACGACGCCAACAAACCGGUGGUUGGCCUGCAGAACUCCUUCGGCAUCGAUUUACACACAGGUGCAGUUUUUGUGCGCAACCUGCUGAACAGAGAGCUGGUUGCCACAUUUGAGAUAAUUGUGUCUGUCCACGACAACGCCAGUGAAGUCAUCGACAAGUCCGGCAGCGUUCCCAAUGCGAGGCUGACCAUCAACGUGCUGGACGUCAACGACAACGCCCCUCGUUUCCGGCCCUUCGGGGUCACCAACUUCACAGAGAAGAUCCUAGAAGGAGCCCAGCCGGGCACCACCCUGCUGUCCGUGUCAGCCGUCGACCCUGACAAAGGGCCCAAUGGUCAGGUUUUCUAUCAGCUCCUCCACCUGCCAAGAGGCGGAUACGUCAGACUGGAGGACUCUUUCACAGGAAAGAUCGUGGCCAAUCAGACGGUGGAUUUUGAGCAAGUGCAGUGGCUGAAUUUCACCAUCCGGGCUCAGGAUCACGGGACGCCUCCACGAAGCGCCGAGCUCCCUGUUUAUCUGCAGAUAGUGGACGUCAACGACAACAACCCAGUUUUUCUGCAGCCCUCCUAUCAGGAACCCGUCUUUGAGAACGUGGACCUGGGCACCACCAUAGUUCGCGUGAGAGCCACAGACGCUGAUUCUGGACUCUUCGCUGUCAUCGAGUACGGCCUUGUGGACGGAGAGGGCAAGUUUGGCAUCAGACCGACCACUGGAGAAAUCUACAUCCUCUCCCCUCUGGACAGGGAGACAAAGGACCACUACACGCUGACUGCUGUUGCACGAGACAACCCUGGGGGGAGCUCUAACAACAGGAGGGAGAACUCGGUUCAGGUUCUGGUGACGGUUCUGGAUGUCAACGACUACCGGCCGCGCUUCCCGAAGCGAGUGUACAACACCAGCGUGUUUGAGAACGAGCCCAGCGGCACGUCGGUGAUCACCAUCACAGCCGUGGACCUGGACGAAGGAGAGAACGCUGCGUUGAUUUAUAGCCUGCUCGGACCUCACUUAGACGCCUUCUCCCUGGAUCCCAUCACCGGACUGGUGCGCUCCCGCCGCCUCCUCCAGUCUUCUGAGCGCUUCAACUUCACGGUGGUGGCUACGGACCAGGGACGCCCGCCGCUGUGGAGCACCGCAGACCUCAUCAUCACGGUCAUAGACGUCAACGACAACAGGCCCGUGUUUGUCCGACCGGCUAACGGAACCAUCAUCCACAUACUGGAGGAGCAGCCUCCGGGGCUGCCCGUGUACGAGGUGCACGCCACCGACGCGGACGAGGGCGUGAACGGGGAGGUGCGCUACGCCUUCCUGCAGACCGGCGCCGGGAACCGGGACUGGGAAAGCUUCCGCAUCGACAGCGUGUCCGGAGUCAUCACCACCACCGUCACCCUGGACCGAGAGAAGCAAGCCCUGCUCAGCCUCAUUAUUGUGGCCCGGGACAUGGGUCAACCCGUGCCCUAUGAGACCACGCAGCCUCUGCAGGUGGCGCUGUUGGACAUUGACGAUAAUGAACCGGUCUUCCUCAAGCCACCGCGCGGCAGCGUGCCCUACCAGAAGCUGUCGGUGGCAGAGCACUCCCCCCCCGGGACUGUGGUGGGCAACAUAACCAGAGCCCUGGAUGCCGACGAGGGCUCCAACGCCGUCGUCUACUAUUUCAUCGCAGGAGGAAACGCCGACGCAAACUUCGGCCUCAGUCUCGACGGAGAGCUGAGGGUCCUCAAGGAUCUGGACAGGGAGGAGGUCCCCGUCUACUCCAUCAUCAUCAAGGCCUCCAGCAACAGGAGCUGGACUCCUCCCAAGGGUCAGAGGUCGUUACGGGCCAGGCUUGACCCCGCUCUCGACCCCAGCCUCCUGGAGGUCCGGAUUGAGCUGGAGGACAUCAACGACCAGACGCCCCGGUUUGCUAAGACGGAGUACACGGCAGGUGUGGCGGCGAACGCCAAGGUGGGCUCCGAGCUCAUCAAGGUGGUGGCUGUAGAUAACGACGUGGGGAACAACAGCGUGGUCCAGUACCACAUCGUUACCAUCCGCUACUUCCAGAGCCAGAGCAACGGCAGCGAGGACGUGGGCACCAUCUUCACCAUUGGUUUGACGGAUGGGCAGAUCCGGACCUACGACCUCUUCACGGCGUAUAACCCAGGCUACUUCCAGCUGGAGAUCUUGGCAUGUGACCUGGCUGGUCACAGCGCCACCACCAAUGUCAACAUCUACAUCCUGCGAGACGACCAGAGGGUUAAGUUCGUCUUCAACGAGAUUCCCGACUGGGUCCGGGAGAACCAGGACGACUUCAUCAGCUUGCUGUCCAACAUCACGGGCGCUAUCGUAAAUCUGGAUGACAUACAGUUCCACGUGGACAAGAAGGGCAGAGUGAGCUACGGUCAGACCGACAUGCUCAUCCAUGUGGUCAACAAUCAGACCAACACCAUCCUGGAUGUGGAAAGAGUCAUCCAAAUGAUCGACGAGAACAAGGAGCAGCUGAGGAACCUGUUCCGGACCUACAACGUGGUGGACGUCCAGCCCGCCGUUGGCGACCAGCUGCCCGACGACAUCUCCACCCUGCAGCUGGUGAUCAUCAUCCUGGCCGUGCUGCUGUGCCUGGCGGGGAUUCUGUUCGUGACGAUGAACUGGCAUUAUCGCAGAGUGCACCAGAGGAAGCUUAAAGCCAUCGUUGCAGGAUCCACAGGAAACCAGGGCCUCAUGGACAUCCUGGACAUGCCAAACACCAACAAGUAUUCGUUUGAGGGAGCCAACCCGGUGUGGAUGGACCCGUUCUGCCGCAACCUGGAGCUCGCUGCACAGGCCGAGCACGAGGACGACCUGCCGGAGAACCUGAGUGAGAUCACCGACCUGUGGAACAGCCCGGCACGCACGCACGGCACCUUCGGCCGCGAGCCUCAAGCGAGGCCAGAGGAUGAUCGCUACCUGCGGGCAGCCAUACAGGAGUACGACAACAUCGCCAAGCUGGGUCAGAUUAUGAGGGAAGGGCCAAUCAAGGGUUCUCUGCUCAAGGUGGUUCUGGAUGACUACCUGAGGCUGAAAAAGCUCUUUGCAGCGCGGCUCGUCACCGUGUCCACCGGCGAGGGAGACCAGUCGUCCGUUACUGAGCUGAUCCAGAGUGACCUGGACGAGGAGGAGGACGAGCACCUGGGCGGCGGACCGGGCAACCUGCGCUUCAAGCACAAGCUGCCGGUGGAGUUGAAGGGGCCCGACGGCGUGCACGUGGUCCACGGCAGCACGGGCACGCUCCUGACCUCUGACCUCAACAGCCUGCCGGAGGACGACCAGCGGGCGCUGGCUCGCUCCCUGGAGGCGCUGAACGCAGACGGCGGCUCGUACUCGGAGAGGAACGCCCGCACCGAGUCCGCCAAGUCCACCCCGAUGCACCGGCACAAGGACGGGGACGCGCUGUCCGGGAGUCCCCUGGAGAUCACCGAGUUAUGACUAGCCGAGGCCUCGCUGGUCUGAGGGCAGCCGCCGCUGAUGUGUGUCCUUGUGCCGCGGCGUCACCGUCCUGGGAAGGACCGCAGUGUUUGUAGUCUGGGGAAACCCCAUCCGCCGGCGCAGCGGUGAACCAUCCUGCAAGGACGCCUAGUCUUCAGCAGGACCAAAGGUUUCCCUGAGAAGGACAGGGCCGCUCUGGGGGAGCGUUUGCUCCAACCAGGACCUUAAACCCGUCCGUAAGGCGCCUCGUUGUCAUCGAACCUUUUUUAACCGACACCUGGACUGCAGACACUCGCACAAACGCACACAAACCGGACUCUACACACUCAGACCAGCAGAUGGCCUCUACAGGGAGACUGAGAGCGCUGAAUCGUUUUAGGGGGUUGUUUAGGCGCAGUCAGCGUAGCACGGGAACAGCAGCUGAUAUAUUAUUAUUUGUUUGGAAACGACUGAAGAAGGUUUCAGUCAAAUGUGGAACUUUGUUCAUUGUUUUUUCUGAGAAGAGUCAAAGAAGAGUGAAGAAAAAUGUGAAAAAACGCUUUUUCCGUAAGGCGAACAUAUCCAGCAGACUUCCCAAAAAAACGGACAACGAUCAUUCCGAAGGUGGAGGACAAAAAAAAAAAAGGUUUUAUGAAAAAGGAACUUAAAUAUUUCUAAAAAAAAAAAAUAAUAAUAAUUACUGAUUUUCUAGAAGACGGCAAAGCGCCCAGUGACUUUACACUGCCACGCGGAGGAGGCAAAGUCAUGCUCAAAAUGAGAAAUCUUUCAUUUAUUUUUAUUUUUGUAUUUAAAAAAAACAAAACAUAUUGAAUUAAAAGAUAUUUUUUAAGAAAAAAAAAAAAAGUUGUCUUACCAAAACAGCGAACGAGGAAGUAAUGUUGGAUGUUUGGCGUACGAGUAUCUAGUGCUAUGGUGACAUGUCCGUUUGUUUGCCUCGUAUAACAGAUGUUUCCGUUGAGUGGUGUGUAAUGGGGAGAAGAAGAAAAAAAAGCUUUUUUUUAUUCCUGUUUUGUAAGUUUUUGUUUUUUUAAAUUGUUGUCGCCAGCCAUGAGAUCUGUGUUGGGAAAUGUUGUGGGAUGAUCUGUGCUAAUUAAAUAUGCAACAGUCUCUGA